Zea mays is the source of this 3297-nucleotide messenger RNA. Its product is annotated as Patatin-like protein 2. The record is from RefSeq and is a predicted model, not a curated record. Bases 1686 to 2951 code for a protein of 421 amino acids. Gene Ontology annotation, molecular function: monoacylglycerol lipase activity; glycerophospholipase activity. NCBI's taxonomy places the organism in Eukaryota, Viridiplantae, Streptophyta, Magnoliopsida, Poales, Poaceae. The transcript has 7 exons. Gene Ontology annotation, biological process: lipid metabolic process.
CACGGAGCUACAGCCGAGGACAGCCAGGUUUCCGAACAGACCCGCAAACACGGAGCUACAGCCCGAGAGCCAGGCUGCUCGGCCAUGGCGGCAAACACACUCUAAACUACCCUGCCCCGGUGCCCCCGCUCCACGACGCCGCGGCACCGCACCCGCACGUAGUCCGGACGGCGAGCACUUGAGCUGAGUCGGCCGCGCUUCGGCUUUCUCGCCCGAGUUACUCGGUGCCGCGUCUUCCCUCUUUCGGCGGCGUGAUCUGCGUCUCGGCGCUAAGAUAGCUGUCGUCUCCCGGCUCCCGCACUUGCACAAGACCUUGAGCUGAUCGGCCGGCCUUCUGCGCGACGGUGUAUCUCCGCUUCUCUUUUUGAUAAUUUCCCGCAAGUCCCCUCACUUCGGAUUUGACUGAAGGAGUUGGUUUUCCUCCUCUCGCGCUGAAGUAGGUUCAGUCAAAAGUCAGACCGGCCUGUGAGCGGAAUUUUCCUGGCUUGGAUCCGAAAGCCUGUGCAUUGGCUACGACAACUGGUGGAAAGCGGUUGGUCAUCAAAUCGCCGCUGCUAAAGUUUCUGCUCCCUGAACUCAGUUGGAUCAUAGAGUUUUGGUUCAGUGUACCAUCCUGAAUUCUGCCGUGAAUUGUUGGAUGUGUUGUUUGAUCCCAAUUGCAUUAAAAAAAAACUUCUAUUUUGGGCUGGGGGCUACAACUACAAGAGAGCAACAACAAGAAGGCUCGAUCAGCUCGUUCUUUUUGUUGACCAUCUCUGUCUGGCGAGUGCUUGAGGAAGAAAACGACUUGCUCAGCUCGCCUUUUCGUUGUUGAUCCGAUCAAAGACUAGGGAAAUGGGGGUAAUGUCACGACGGGUUCUGCCGGCCUGCAGCAGCCUUUGCUACUUCUGCCCCUCUGCGGGCGCGCUCCCGGCAGCCUGUCAAGCGGUAGAAGAAGAUCAUAGCAGAUAUCUACCAGCUUCCACCGGAUGGAGAGCCAAACGAUAGAAGGGUUGGGAAACUCUGUGAUUAUGUCUCGAGAAAUCCAACAAGCAUACCAAAGAUGACAGCAGAGGACUCUAGGUUCACACCAAAGGAGCAGAGUUUUGAGUUUAUCAGCAAUGAUGUUGAGCUGAUGAUUUUUCGAGGGCUCCGAGGUUCCAUUUACUCAACAUCUAUUUUUUUGCCUCAAAGAAAGUAAAAGCUAAAAUAAAGUAGCGUUUGUAAAUCAUAAAGAACAUACUAGCUUUACAAGGUGUGAACAUUUACUUGCCCAGCUAUGCCUCAACAUGACUGUUGCAGGAUAACCAAGCUUGUACUCAUAUGUGAUUUCUAUUAGAAGUAAAGCUAAUAUAACACACACACACAAAAAGACAGGGUCUUGAAGCUGCCAGACAUAUGAGCAAUCCCUAAAUAAAGUGUAAAUGGGACAAGCACAUAAAGAUACUUGCAUAGAAACAAUGCCGAAAUCAUCUCGGAUAAGCUUGCCAGCAGUUUAGCAUGCUUUGAGUGUAAAAUGUAUGCGACAUUCCUUGUACUACUAUACAAAACCAAAACUUCUUUACCUUUUCAGCAUGAGUUGUCUUUUGUCUCCACGCCUAUAAAUAGCGUUUCACAGGUCAGAGUUCAUUCAUAAGUAGCUCAUAAUUAAUUCACAAAAGCUGAGAAGACGGGGGGUCACACAUCAUACUUCUUUUGCCAUUGCAAUGGAAAACAACUACGCAUGCCCACCACCCAGCAAGGGAAACCUGAUCACAGUCUUGAGCAUCGAUGGUGGUGGGGUCAAGGGCGUCAUCCCUGCUACCUUCCUUGCAUUCCUUGAGUCUAAACUCCAGGAGCUUGAUGGGAGCAGCGCGCGCAUAGCUAACUACUUUGAUGUCAUCGCUGGCACAAGCACAGGUGGUCUUAUUGCUGCAAUGCUGGCAGCUCCGUCGCUGAGCAAUGCCAAGCAACCAUGCUAUGAGGCCAAGGACAUCGUGCCAUUCUACCUCGAGCACAGUCCUCGCAUCUUCCCAUGCAGAACUGGGAUUUUGGGCUGGUUCUUCAAGAUCCUACAAACAGUUAAGGUGAUGAUCGGGCCAAAAUAUGACGGGAAGUACCUGCACAAAGUGACCAGUGAUCUGCUGGGUGGUACCAGAGUGGAAGAGACGCUGACAAAUGUCGUCAUUCCUACUUUCGAUGUCAAGUGCGUAAAGCCAACAAUAUUCAGCACAUUCAAGGCAAGAUCUAGUGCCUUGAUGAAUGCUCGUCUUGCUGAUGUGUGCAUUGGCACGUCCGCAGCACCGACGGUCCUCCCUGCGCACUACUUUGAAACCGUGGAUCACCGCACUGGCGCAUCGCGUAGCUUCAACGUUAUCGACGGGGGCCUCGCCGCAAACAAUCCGACUCUGGUGGCGAUGGGUGAGAUAACAGAACAGAUGAGGCAGAAGAGCAAGGAGUUCCCCGAGACCAAGCCCCUGGACUACCACAGGUAUCUGGUAGUGUCACUAGGCACAGGCCUUCCAGAGCAGGACAUCAAGUUCGACGCGUGCCGUGUCGCCAAGUGGGGCAUCUUCGGAUGGCUCGGCCGCCGGGAGAACACCGUGCCCUUGCUGCAGAUGUUCAUGCACGCGAGCUCAGACAUGACGGACAGCUACGUCGCCGACCUUUUCAAAGCGAUCGGGUGCUCGGACCAACUGCUGCUGCGUGUUCAGGACCGCAACAUACCCAUAGCGGCUGUGGCAGCUGACCUCUCGACGGAGAAGAAUCUGCGAGGGCUGGUUAAGAUUGCAGAGAACCUUCUGCAUAAGCCACUAGGCGAGGACGAUUAUAAGACCGACGACCGCGUCGAGACGACGCCGAGAGAUGGCCGUGCCAUACUAACCUAUGCUGGUAUGCUCGCACGGUUUGCAAAGCUCCUUUCUGAUGAGAGGAAGCUUAGGCUUCAGAACAUGGGACACUGUAUGCCGGUCAUAGCAAAUCGUGAAGCUUGAGAGGUCUUCCGAAACACAUAUUGAUACAUCCAUCUUAUAGGAGUUAGAGAGUUCGUUCGUGUAGGCUAUCUGCAAGCUGUUGUGUGUGUAUUGCAAGUUGUGACGACGACGUGAGUGUGUACGUAAAUGGAUAAGGCGAUAUGGUUUGCUUUGGAGCCCUGUACGUAAAUGGAGAAAAUGUGAUGCCCUGGCGUCUGGUUGUCUAGCAUUCUACCAGCUGGCUCUCCGAUCCUAGUCACAUCCAUCCAGCUCCUCCUUUUCAGAACGCCCUGUACUUCUCAAUGAUGCAGCACUCCUAGUACUAAACCUUUAAUAUAUCAUAAACACUUGUUUUUCCCCCUUUCAA